ACAACGCGGCAAAGGGGGCGAACAAGUUCGAAUCCCAGCCGGGACGGGCGGACUUUGGCGCUCGAGACUUCGCGGGGGGGGGGCUCUGCAUCAUCGUCAUCAUCAUCGUCAUCAUCAGCCUGGAGACGAACUCCAGCGGACGCCACGGUUGAGUCUCCGUGAGCCGACACCGGGGGAUCACCGGUCUGGUGGGGGGGGCGGCGAGGGGGGGGGAUUCUGGGGAAGCCAUGUGAUUGGUGGACCGGUGGGAAGGGGCGUGGCUUUGUGCAGGUGUGAGGGUGGGGGAGGGGCCAUGGGGGGGUCCGCGCUGGUCACGUGGUUGGUCCUGGCGCUCGCAAUCGGCCAAGCACCCAGUGGAGCCCACCUGACCGUGUCGGUGGAGCACCGCGUCACCACGGCGACAGCGGGCGAUGACGUCAGCCUGCGGUGCAACAUUCGCACUGAGGGGGCGCUGCGCCAGGUCACGUGGUACAAGGUGCUGGAUGCUGGCGCGACGCGAGAGAAGAUCUUCUCGUACGAGACGUUUUGGCCUCUCAACGACACGAAGUCUACUCCCAGGCAGAUUCUCAGCCACCAGGCCACUGUGCGGCUGGCAGACGUGAAGCUGCGAGACCACGGGCCCUACCAGUGCCACGUGAGCGUCUACGACAGGAGCCGCAUGCUGGAAGCCACGGGGCACGUGUUCCUCAACGUCAUGGUGCCACCGUCGUCUAUCUCUCUGAUCGCGGCGGACGCCCCGGCGCCGUUCAACCGCUACGAGGCGCGCAACUUCACGCUGGUGUGCAUCGUCUCCGGGGGCAAGCCAGCGCCCACCGUUCGAUUUAAACGCGACGGGGCGAUCGUGGAGGCGCAGGGGGACGCGUUGGCGGUGCCCUCCUCCCCCUCCUCCCUCCUCACCAACCCCCGUGGCCGGCCCCGGACUAAAGAGGUGAACGACGAGGAGGAGGAGGAGCAGGAGGAGAUGGCGAUGGCGGACGCGGAGAAGAGGGACGACGGCGGUGGUGGUGAUGAUGGAGCUUCCUGGAUCGACCCGGAUGACACCAAACCGGACCCAGCCACAUCCCGACCUGGCGAGACGCACGCCCACUCGCGGGGUCCCGGAACAAGGGGAGCCACAGGAUCCAGACCCCAGGCGGACGGGGAUAGGGCGGUCGCGGCCGCCCCCCCACCACUGCAACCCUCCCACAAGUCCCAGGGGGUGGUGGCGGCGUCGCAGGCGAAGGUGGACUCCCAAGGGGUCGCAACCCCGCCUGGUGGUGUCUCUGCACGAGGAGCCGGUAUACUUUCUGCACCAGGGCGAGAUUCCUGUGAGCGACGGCACGGUGGAGGUGCGUGCGCGCCUCACCUGGCUGCUGAGCCCCACGCUGGACGACCUCGCCCUCUUCAGCUGCGAGGUUCAGCACCCAGCGCUGUCCAUGGCCAUGCAGCUCGAGCGCACCCUGACCGCCCCCAAGGGCCUGCGGAUCGACAUCCUCCCGCGGAGGCCCCUGGUGGGACGCACGGUGCGGUUCAGCGUCGACUUCCAGAGCGAGGUGUUCCCCGAGCCGCUGUACAGGUGGACGCGCGUGGGGGGCCCCCUGCCCGACGGGCGCCCCCACAGCGAGGGGCCGCGGCUGCUGCUGGACAACGCGGGGGCGGCGCUCAACGGCUCCAUGUUCCGCUGCUCCGCAGAGAACGCCCUGGGGGCCACCGACAUCCACACACGCCUCAUCAUCUACGAGAACCCGGCCGCCGCCAGCGGACGCCAGAGGCUGCCGGCGGUGGCAACCGGAGGUACUACGAGGACCCAGAAUCCUUUGCAGCGGUGCUUGCUGAUGGCAGCCAUGACCUUGGCCCUUGGCACGUGACAUCGACCUCUGACCUCUCAACUCUACCCACCAUCCCCCUCUUUCUACCCCUUUUUGAAAAAAAGAAUUGAAUUUACAAAAUAAUUCUAAUUAUGAUGAUAAUAAUAAUAUAUUGGUCUAUAUAUUCAUUAGGAGAUGGAAGAUAUUUUUAUUGUGUUUUAAGGUAUGGAAAAAUAAAUGUUAAAUUAAGCAAUUUUUUAAAUGCAAGCAGGUGCACACACACACACAUCUCUAAACCCAGGGUACUUAUACAGAUACACACAGGGCUACUGAAAUACCGUAUACAAAGACAGCUACACACACAAAGGCAAUGGUGCCCAGAAUAGCCUGAACAGACUGUUGGGGUAAGUGCUGUUAGCAAGCCCCGAAGUAGACCGACACGGCACACGAAAGGGUGGGUGUCCAACACCACGCCCGGCCGCCUUUGUCUCCUCAGUAGUGAUGUUUACACAUUGCACUCGAUAUUCACUUAAGACUGAGUCGAUUUAGGGGAGGCCCAAGACUGGUUCAUAUAAUUAUCACUGGUGUUGGGCCGUGAGCAGGAAUCGAACUUGGGUCGCUGGGUUGGUAGGGCAGUGCUAGCCGCUACACUACCGUUACCCAAAGACACAGUUCCCCCGUAUAGCCUUCACAGAUUGUUGGGACAAGUGCUGUUAGCGAGCACCUAUGAAGGCCAGCACGGCACACGAGGGGGUGGAUGGCCAACACCACACCUGGACGCCUUUGAGGCCGGGUCGACCUAGGGGAGGCCCAGGACCGGUUCAGAUAAUCGUCACUGGCGUUGGCCAAGAACGGGAAUCUAACCCGGAUUGCCAGGUUCGUAGCGCAGCGCGCUAACCGCUACUCUACCGCACCCCACCCCCACUGGUACACACACAGAUAAAGCGAACAUGUACGUCGACAGGUACAUCCAUCGGUACACACACACAGAUAAACGUAUACACAGAGGCAUGCGCGCACAGGUACCCACAUACAGUUCAGUAAACAUACUCAUGGAUACACACAAGGACACAUAUAUAGGUACACAGGUACAGGUGCAUUAUCACACAAAGGCACACACACAUAUACGCAGAGGUACAUACACAUAGGUAGAUAUACGUGAAUACACGUGCAUACACAGGUGUAUCUAAACCCAGGUACACACAUAGGUACAUAUACGCAGGUGUGUACAUCACAACCCUCAUCCAGGAGUGGAUUGUCAAAAAGGUUAUGCAUACUCACACACGUACACAGGUAAACCUUAACACAGGUGCACGUAUCGACAAUCGUUACACAAGUGCUGACUGGUACGUGUACAACGAGGUACACACCGCCGGUACAACAAACAAAGACAAAGAUCCCCCGUAUAGCCUACGGCCGACUUUGUCUCCCUAGUGGCGAUGUUUACACCCCACACCAGGUACUCAUUUGCGGCUGAGUCGACAUAGAGGAGGCCCAUGACCGGUUCAGGUAAUCGUCACCAGUGUUGGUUGUGAGCGGGAAUCGAGCUCGGGUGGUCGGGUUCCUAGCACACCACCCUAACCGCUGGACCACCGCUCCCCCAUCCGCAGGUACACACAGGUGUACACAGGGUGGCCCAAAGAACGAACACACAGGGUUAUUUCAUUUAUUGUAACACUCGCAUUAAAACGCUGCAAUUGCUUAUUUUAUUUAAGAUAACAUUUCAACUGUUAUUCAUAUUUAAAUGUUGUUAUGCUGGUAGGUUCGCCUCGAAUCCGUUAACAAAACCUCGACGCCCCAAGAAUCCUGAAUGUAUUGAGACGGAACAUGAAUGUUCAAAGAUGAUACCUUUAAUCUUUGAAAAAAAAAGUCUGAAAUUUAUUUGGAAAAAUUGUUAGUGCAUGCAUUUGCGUUCAUUGAAAUCUGCUUGAACAUUUGUUAAAAUAUAGAGACUCAUCUACUUACGAACAUUCGACUUCUGACCUUUCAGAGAUACGAACAAACCUGUCCGUAUGUCCAUUUGCCCGUUCGGACCGAUAAUCAUAAGUUCAACCGCCGUGCAAUAGAUGGCGGUAGUGGCAUCUGCAGAAUAUGAAAAACAAGUGGCAUCUACAUCUGCAGAACGUGAAGAACCAGUGGCAUCUAAAUCUGCAAAACGUGAAGAACCAGUGACAUCUACAUCUGCAGAACAUGAAGAACCAGUGGAUCUACAUCUGCAGAACAUGAAGAAUCAGUGACAUCUAUAUCUGCUGAACGUGAAGAAGCAGUCGCAUCUACAUCUGCAGAACGUGAAGAACCAGUGGCACCUACAUCUGCAGAAUAUGAAGAACCAGACGCAUCAACGUCUGCAAAACAUGAAGAACCAGUGACAUCUACAGGAGAUUAUACAACUUUUAAAGCCAUUCCCCGUGUUUAGUGUACAUGCCGUACAAAAUGUUUGGAAUCGACAGGAGUAAAGUUGGACUGACAAACAGACCCCAGGAACCAAACUCGUUCGUAAGUAGAGGAGUCCCUGCACAUUAAAUAACCCCAUAUGAUGUGUUACAAUAAAUAUAAUAACCCUAUGUGUCCUGACUUUGGCAACACUGUACAUGUGCAUGUAGGUACAUACAAUACUCAUGGCAGGUACACACACAGGUAUACACUGGUGCACACCAUAGGUACUUGUCCAGGUGUAUGCACACUCAGGAAGGUGUGUGUGUGUAGCUAUGCGUGUACAACCCAAGGAUGAACACAAAUACGCGCGUACACACGACAUAACACAUCGGGGGCAUUGUGUUGUAACGUGUGUAUACUGCAUUUAGUGUAACGAGGUGAGAACUGUGAAGAGACCAGGUCGAGAGUUCUCGUUCACAAGAGCGACCAGGGGAGGCAUGAGUGCUGCCAGUCCGGGACGAUGAUUGCUACUGCUGCUGCCGUCUGUGUACAAUCUCAAUUGUGCGGGGCAUUUUUCUAAUUUGGCAAAGUUUGAGUUGCUUGACAAUCGGCGUGUCGCGAACAUCCGCUGUGGCGCAGACAGCACCGCGUGUCUCGUGCCGUUGACAUGCGCCGCAGUGCCGGACCAGGGGCGGCCCGCUCGAUUCGAACCCCCGUGGAUCUUUUGCACAGCAAGCAGCGGGCGCGCAAACUGCAGGCGGCCGUGGUAGGAACGAAGUGGACCAGCCUACAAUAGAUUAUAUCAUCCGUCCGUUUGUCCGUGUAGCAACAUCGCCCCCUACUGCAAACACUUGGCAUGACCCUACAAAAACCUUUAGACUCCGUGACGCUUUCCUGGCUAAACAAGUGUAACAUUCCCUUAUAAUUCCCUCAGAUAGCUUUUAAUUAAAACUUUUAAAUUAAAAUUUAACUCACAGCGCCCUAAAGCCUACAGCUAGGCCUAAAGCCUCGAACUACGCCUCACACUCUCCCUUCGUAUCGUCCGAUUCGGUGUAGCAACAUUGCCCCCUGCUGCAAACACUUGGCAGGACCCUACAAAAACCUUUAGACUCAGUGGGGCUUUCCUGGCUAAACAAGUGUAAUAAUACAUUAUGUUUAUAUUCUUUGGUUAUUCGUUCCUACCAGCCCACCCCGCAGGGUCCUGUUAAAAGAUUUCGCUCUCGUAGAAAGUGUCCCCCUUCCACCAGCAGUGGCCGCGAGCGAGAACUUGCAGAAAUGCUCCUUUACACUUUUGGACAGCCCCCCCCAAACCUCCCCCGCUAGUGGCUGCAUGGAAACCAAUUCCGGUGUUGUGCAGAUUUCGUUUUCAAAUGUUCUGGCCCUCGUUUGCAACGUCAAAAUGACUUGGGAGUGGGAGGGGCUUUCUGAAUAGUGAGCGGGGCUGCCCAUAGGAUUAAUAGAGCAUUUUUGUAAAUAUAAAUAUGUCGUUAAACCCGCCAUCAACCGACAUGGCCGAUUAGCAAGGUUUGUCACAAAAAAACGUGCCAAUUCGUUACGAGUACAGCAACACCAGUUGUGUGUUGGAGAGUAAUCCCACGACAUCCACAAUUCGAGUACUGUGACGUUUUCGCCAGUAAUGACAACGAGCUCAGGUGACAGCCAGGAGGGGGUGGGGUGGUGGGGUUACCUGAGCAGUGGGAGUGGCCACCUCCUGGGGCAUGUGAACGGGAGGCGAGGCCCUGUGUCCGGAAGUGGCGUCAUAGUGCGGGGGGGGGGGGCUAGUGGCCGAGUGAGCGUGGCGAUGUAAAAGUAGGGCGGGGUUUCACGCAGCGGGGGAGUGGGGUUGGCAGCUCGGGCCCCACGUGUCCCGGUUGAGACCUCCCAGAAAUAGGGUUAUGACCUCACACAUGCGCGCGUGCGGACAUUUAAACGCACACGAAACACGACAAAAAGACGCACGGGUAUGCACACACAGGGACUCCUCUACCUACGAACAUUCUACUUACGAAAUUUCAGAGAUACGAACGCACCUGUCAUUAUGUCCAGUUGCCUGUUCGGACCGAGAGUCGUAAGUUCAACUGCCGCGCUAUAGAUGAUGGUGGUGGCAUCUGCAGAACGCGAAGAACCAGUGGCAUCUACGUCUACAGGAGAUUGUACAACUUUUUAAAAGCCAUUCCCCGUGUUUAGUGUACAUGCCUUACAACGUGUUUGGGAAUCAACAAAUCGACUUGCGAACAGUCCUCUGGAACAUAACUCGUUCGUAAGUAGAGGAGUCCCUGUACAACUACGCACGUGUUCACGCACCUUUCAGCCUGAACGAGUGCUGUAUGCGAGCACCCAUUAAAAGUGGCCCCACACGCCUUUUGUGAUGGGCGUUGGAACCACCCGA
Messenger RNA from Lethenteron reissneri (Far Eastern brook lamprey), 6552 nucleotides. It is a transcript of the gene IGSF21, whose product is annotated as immunoglobin superfamily member 21. Gene Ontology annotation, biological process: homophilic cell-cell adhesion; heterophilic cell-cell adhesion. Gene Ontology annotation, cellular component: adherens junction; presynaptic membrane. NCBI's taxonomy places the organism in Eukaryota, Metazoa, Chordata, Hyperoartia, Petromyzontiformes, Petromyzontidae. The record is from RefSeq and is a predicted model, not a curated record.